Molecule: messenger RNA, 846 nt
Organism: Nicotiana attenuata
Lineage: Eukaryota; Viridiplantae; Streptophyta; Magnoliopsida; Solanales; Solanaceae
Exons: 2
Coding region: 226-591 (121 amino acids)
Source: RefSeq, a predicted model, not a curated record
AUCACAUUCAUUGUUUCCUUUCCCUUUCACUUUCCCUUUCCUCAAAAAUAACAAAUAAAGAGAAGAUAAGCUCAAAACCCCAUAGCAUCAUUUUACACCACCCACCCCACCCCACCCCACCAAAAGUCGUAAUUCUCACUCCCUAUCAUAUUCCCUUUUAACCUUUUAUUAUCAGUAUAUGAGCUGCUGAUAAUUUCCAUUAUUUCCAAAAAUUGGGUGAUAAAAAUGGCGAUUUCGGACAGAGUAGUGGGGAAUUUGACAACGUUGUACUUAUUGGUGAUAGCUGCUAUGAAGGCUUAUGGAUUGAUGACUGGGCGGAGCUACGGCGGAGGAUUUGUGCUGAUUGUGUCGACAACUGUAGUAGGUAUUAUAUUGAUUUUGAGUCUGACGUAUGACGUGUCACGUAAGGCUAGGUAUGCGUUGACACGUAAUCGUAAUCUUCAUCAUCAUCAUCCUACUCAGCAGCUUUAUCAGCCACGUCAUCAUUCCGACGAGUUGUGCCGAGGUGGCAUAUGUUGGCACGGCGUCGCCGAUAGGUCUCCGGCGUCUCAGGUUCGGUUCCGGCUUCCUCAACAUCUGCAGCCUCGUUAGCAAUUUUAUAAGAGCGCUCGAACAUUGACAAUUGUGGUGAAAUUAGAGUAAAUAGUGACCGGAAAGAGAAAUCAGCAUCGCAUUUUGGGCAUGUAAAUAUACAUAUAAAAAUGAGAGUGCUGAUGAUACUGCCUGCUAUUUCCAGCACUAAAGCAUGUGACCUCAUGGUCACAACAACUAUACAGGUUAAGGCUCCCCUUGAAUUAAUGUUUAUUUUCUACUGUUUUUGAAAAUACGAAGUAUAGUACAUAUCAA